GCGGCGUAAUCGAGUGAAUAACAUAUUGCUGUGUUUGAUUUUAUUAGAAAGUUAUACUUGAUUUUUAAUUUCUCACGACUUCUGCCGUGACAGGUAAUUGCAUUUAUCUUUUAACUUUAUAAAACAAUCAUGGACACAUUGUCGAAGAUGAUGGCAGAUAUAUCCCUUACUAAUUUCGAUAAACAUCGCAUCCAUUGGGUCGAGGUUGUGCAUAUCACUGAUCCUCAUAACUUUUUUGUCCGGCCUACCACCUAUAAAAAAUACCUGGCGGAAUUGACGGCUCAUGAAACAACUCCAAUUGAUCAAUCAGAAGCGAUUUUGGGCGAGCUUGUUAUUUACAAAUCCAAGGAAUCAAAAACCUUGGUUCGUGGUAAAAUAAUGAAAGUAGAACCAGACAGCACAUUUGAAAUAAAAUCGCUGGACACUGGUUGUGUUGAUAAAUCUGUGCCAUUGAAUGACAUGUAUAAACCCAUGUUAAAUUCCGAUGCUGUGGAACCCUUAGCUAUACACUGCCAAUUAGCUGACUGUUUCCCAAAUGGUGGAGCCUGGGGCGAGGAAGCGAUUGAUGCUAUGAAGCAUUAUGUUGCUAACGAGAGAGCUCAAAUAAAAAUUAAAGGAAGGAAGCAAAACACAUUCCUAGUUGAAUUAGCAAACUCCUGCCCUGACGAUAUUGGGACUCUUCUCAUAAAAACUGAUUAUGCAAGUUUUAAAAAAUCAACCAGUCGUACUCGGCAGGAAAGCAGUACUGCGAGUCAGGUGGACCUGUGUUACAAAUAUAAGACUGUUAAAGUUGGUGAUAAGUUACAAGUCCAAGUGCUGGGUGGCAAAUCACUAGAAGCAUUUUACGCUUGUCAAAAAGAUGAUUACGAGACAUAUAUGGAAGAACGAAAUAAACUAACAUUUACUAGUAAGGCCAAAAAAGUUAAGGUGAAUCCGAAAGAGAUAACAGUAGGGCUACCUGUGGCUGUGUUAACUGAUGAUCAACGUUAUUAUGAACGUGGCAUUAUAAAAAGCCUGACAGAAAUGCCACAGGAGUAUGUGGUGCAGUAUGUAGACUGCGGUAAAGAAGCAACUGUGCAAUUGCACAGACUCAAGCCAAUGCAACCAUAUUAUUUCAAGACACCAGUGGCAGUUAUCUUUUGUGCAUCUGACGAUAAACAGGCGUGGAAUACUGGCCUGAAUAAAUUUAUAUAUAAUGGAUAUGAGUUUUCAAUAACUGUAGUAAAAGUUGGAGAUAAUCACAGUAAGCCAAAUUUAGUUCAUAUUUCUCAUGUUUCCUCUGGGAAAACUAAGUAACUUGAUAUUAUAUGAUUCCUCUACUCAACUUUUUAAAUGUUGUACUUAAACAUAUUACUAUAAUCUUAGUGUAAGAUGUAAACUUAGGAUACUUUCAUAUAAUCUUAGGAUAAUUUCAUAUAAUCUUAGGAUAAUUUCAUAUAAUCUUAGUAUAAUAUUAUGUAUCUAUUUUAUAGUAAAUUGUCUGUUGUGGAUUUAAAUUAAUCUUUUUUCUUCAAAUUGCUUUUUCCCUCACAAACUUGUGAUGGCUAGCUCAUCCGUCAUAGUCGUGAACGGGUGCUGCUUGUAGGGACUAGUCUGCUCUAGUCACUACAACUGAUUUCCUCUUAUUUAAUUUUUUAACCAGUUGGUUGUAUAUUUAAUAUUUUGUCUAAUUGAGUAUUUAAUUGAAUUAGUGCUAAAUAGUAGUUUGUAUUCACACAAUUCAACCUAAAAUGUAAACUAACAAUAAAAUUAUUUAAAAAGCAACAUGCAAGUUUCUUGCUUGUUCUUCUUGUGAGGGGAAAGCUUUCCGAUUAAGCAGUAGAUUAAAAAAUAUUGUAGACUUCCAAAGUGUAUCAAUGUAAGUUUA
This is a messenger RNA of Achroia grisella, 1867 nucleotides long. RefSeq names its product tudor domain-containing protein 1-like. The record is from RefSeq and is a predicted model, not a curated record. NCBI's taxonomy places the organism in Eukaryota, Metazoa, Arthropoda, Insecta, Lepidoptera, Pyralidae. Bases 130 to 1296 code for a protein of 388 amino acids. The transcript has a single exon.